Dromiciops gliroides (monito del monte) is the source of this 4532-nucleotide messenger RNA. It is a transcript of the gene INTS12, whose product is annotated as integrator complex subunit 12. The record is from RefSeq and is a predicted model, not a curated record. The coding region runs from base 321 to 1712 and encodes 463 amino acids. Gene Ontology annotation, cellular component: integrator complex. Gene Ontology annotation, biological process: snRNA 3'-end processing. The transcript is spliced from 9 exons. NCBI's taxonomy places the organism in Eukaryota, Metazoa, Chordata, Mammalia, Microbiotheria, Microbiotheriidae.
GUCGCACCUCUGAAAAAUUUCCCUCCCCUCUCUGCUCCUGGAACCUUUGUUUUCCCACUCCGGGAGCCGGCCGGCGGGUAUCUGAGGCCCGACGCCAGAAGCGGACGCCAGGGAGGGACGGAGAGGCGGCCGAGGGCGUGGGCCCGUGUCGCGCGCGCGCGAGAGGAGCUGGUUGUGCCAUGUGAAGGGCAAAAUCAGGGCCACAAAUCUUCUAACAAGGAAGGCAGCUUGCAGAAGACUGCCUAUGUACAGGUCUACACGGCAUAUGAUUUUUCCUCCUAAAAGUGGAUAAGCUGCAUCCCCAAAAUUUUGUAAUUGCAAUGGCUGCUACUGUGAACUUGGAACUCGAUCCCAUUUUUUUGAAAGCACUGGGCUUCUUACAUUCAAAGAGCAAAGAUUCUGCUGAAAAGCUAAAAGCUCUGUUGGAUGAAUCUUUGGCAAGAGGCAUUGAUUCAAGUUACCGUCCAUCACAGAAGGAAGUGGAACCUCCCAAAGUAUCAAGUGCUAAAGCAAUUUCCAUUAAACAGGAGCCCAAAACUGCUUCCAGUCUUCCUUCUGGUAAUAAUAAUGGCAAGCCUGCCACAACCGAAAAGGUGAAGAAAGAAGUUGAAAAGAGGCCUGCUGAUAAAAUGAAGGCUGAUACCAGUGAGGGAAGUGAUGUUCCAAAGAAACCCAGAUUAGAGAAACAAGAGUCUCGUUCUUCUCCCAUCACAGUCCAAACCAGCAAGGACUUGGCUAUGCCUGAUCUCUCCAGUUUUGAUGAGACCAGUGCUGAUGACUUUGCCAUGGAAAUGGGAUUGGCUUGCGUUGUUUGUAGGCAAAUGACAGUAGCAUCUGGCAAUCAGUUAGUAGAAUGUCAAGAAUGCCAUAAUCUCUAUCACCAGGAUUGCCAUAAACCCCAGGUGACUGACAAGGAAGUGAAUGACCCACGUCUUGUAUGGUAUUGUGCUCGAUGCACACGGCAAAUGAAGAGAAUGGCUCAGAAGACACAGAAACCAGCCCAGAAACCAGCCCCUGCAGUUGUUUCAGUAGCUCCAGCUGUUAAAGAUCCAUUGGUUAAAAAACCUGAAACUAAACUGAAACAAGAAACAACUUUUCUAGCAUUCAAGAGAACAGAAGUUAAGCCAUCCACAGUGGUUUCAGGAAACUCUUCCAAUUCUAGUGUUUCCUCCUCUGCACCCAGUGGCCUAACAGGAUGGGCAGCUUUUGCAGCCAAAACCUCUUCUGCUGGACCGUCAACAGCCAAGCUUAGCUCAACAACACAGAACACUGGCGGGAAACCUGCCACCUCCUCAGCCAGCCAGAAAGCAGUGGGUUUGACUGGACUGGCCACCACGUCUAAGGCUGCCAUAGGUUCUAAAAUAGCUUCUCCUACCAGCAGUACCACUCCUGUAUCAUUGAAACCUCUGCCUCCUCUAACUUUAGGCAAAACUGGCCUCAGUCGUUCGGUGAGUAGUGACAAUGUGAGCAAAGUUGGCCUUCCCAGCCCGAGUAGCUUAGUGCCAGGAGGAAACAGCCAACUCAGCAGUGGAAAUGGGAGUAGUGGAACAGCUGGAGCAAGUGGAAGCACCACUAAAACCAGCUCAGAUACUAGUAGCAACCCAUCGUCAUCCUCACUCAAGGGCCCAACUUCCCAGGAGUCACAGCUUAAUGCAAUGAAGCGGUUACAGAUGGUCAAGAAGAAAGCUGCUCAAAAGAAACUUAAGAAAUAGCUCAGCUACAUUUGCUUUUAUUUUACCUACAUCGAUGACAAAUAACAAAUUUAAUGUAUUGUUUAAUAAAAAAUUAUAUGACCAAGCUAUCCAGUUGUUUCUUUUCAGAAAAUGACAAAACUGUGAACCUAUUUGAGUUUUAUAUUAACUUUUCAUAUAUUUUUAUUUUGUUAAAAUCUGUGAUUUCAAAAUUGUCUAGAACUUUUAAUAAAAAUUUCAUGAUUUUCAGGGAUUCUAGGGUAGCUUAUAUAAAUUCAGUGGCAAAAUUUAAAAAAAAAAAAAGAUUUAAGGACAAAGAACUACAUUCAUCUUCCUAAAAACCCCACAAACUGAUUCUUGAUAGCCAGAUCACAAAGACUAGCCAAUGUGCUGGUGAACUUUCCUGUUUUUCUCCUUUUUCUGUCAUCUUCCUCGCGGAUUUGUCAUGAGAGAGUGAGGAGGAAAGACCUUUGCAGAGUACUUUGGCGAACUGUCGUGUCUUCUGCAUGUCUAACGUGUACAUUGUUACCAAGUUCUUGAAGUGAGUAAGAAACUAUUAGUCCGAAAUAGAUGAUCUGUUUCUCAUGGUUAUUGUGAUAAAAUAAGAUGGCUUAAAUUUUGAAUCUUAUUCACAGGAUAACAUAUUUAGAGCUGGAAAGGACCCUAAAGGCCAACUUCUUCAUUUUACAGAUGAGGAAACUGAGCCUCAGAGAGUUUAAAUGACUUGCCCUGAAUCAGUCACACAGCUGUCAAGGGUUAGAAACAGAAUUUGGACCUAGAUCAUCCUGGUUCCAAGUCAAGCCUCCCUUAUAACAUGCUUCUAGCUAAAACUCCUUUACCUUCUGUUCUUGAGACUCUCAGAGGAUAUCUAAGUAUAGAUGUAUAGAUAGAUAUAAAUAGGUAUAUAAUUUUUUAUUAUAAAAGGUUUAAUUUGGUCAUUCAGGGAUACUCCAUUCUGUUUUGCAAAUGGAUUAUCUGUCUUUCAAAAACUAGAAAACUGAAUAAUUCUUAUGGACUGUGAAUUACUUGGCAGAUGUGGCGAGGUGUAAUAUAAGGGAUACUAGACAUGCACUCAGACUCAAAUCCCAGCUCUGCUCUUUCCUACUUGGGGCACCUUGAAAAAAAUCACUUCUACUUGAUCAAUGUAAUUUUCCUGGCAUGUAAAAUGAUGGAGUUGGAUUAGAUAAAGGUGAUACCCGUUUCAGGUCUAAAUCUCUAUAAAGAAGGAAGUAGAUUCCAGCAUCUUUAGACCUUCUAGCCUCCACUCUUGACUCCCUGGUUUACUUAUUUUAUUUCUUUAUUUUUGUAGAUCCCUUGUUUUAUAUUACAUUCAUUUUCUCUCCUUUCCCCUGUGAGCUUUUAACAGAUUUUAAAAGAAAACAGAGAAGGGAGCAUAGAUGUAGUUCAACCUCAUCUCUGUUACAGAGGAUGGGAGGUGCAUCUUUUCAACUCUCCUCCAAGACCAAGCUUGAUGAUUAUACCUACAAGGCAUUCAAGUUCUUUUUUUCCAUGCCCAUUCACAUUUGUCAUUAUUACUGUACAGUAACAUUCUCUUAUAAUAAAAAUUUGCAUUUAGGUAGCAUUUGAAGGUUUGCAGAGUGCUUUACAGAUGUUAUCUGAACUGAUCCUUACAACAACCCCUUGAAGUAGGUGCUGUUAUUUCCAUUACUGGUAGAGAAACAGGUACCAAAGCUUAGUGACUUGCCCAGGGUCACACAGCUAGUAAACAUCUGAUAGGAUUUGAACUCAGGUCCUCCUUACAAGUCCAGCCCUUUAUCUACCACACCAACCGAGCUACCCCUUAUGUACUUAUUUAUGUAUUUAGCCAUACCUCAGUCAAUGGACACUUUAUUUCCAGUUUUUUUGUUUUUUAUUUUUAAUUAAUUUAUUUUUUUAAACUUCCAAAUGUCUGUCAGUUGGAGUUUGGAUCCAGAGAUGGAUAUUUUAGUCACCCUUUAAAAAAAGAAGCAUAAUUGAAAUUGAUCUCCAGAUUAUUUGGGUAAAUCCACAGCUGCACCAAGCAUGCAUUAUCUCUUCUCAAACUUUUGACAAAGAUCAGAUGUGCCUUGUCCUCCCACCGCUCCAUCUUUUCUCAUUUUUGCCAAUUUCCUAAGUGUGAGGUGAAACCUCACACUUAUUUUGAUUUGCAUGACUUGUUGAUUUGGAACAAUUUUUCAUAAGGUUGUUAAUGGUUUGUAACUCUUGAAAACUGUUAGUCAUGACCUUUGACCACUUAUGCACUGGGGAAUGGUUCUUUAUUUUAAAUACAUUUCAUGCAAAAAUUGUUUCCACUGUCAUUGGUUUCCUACUUAGCUACAUUGAUCUUGUUUGUGCAAAAGCUUUUUUUUGUUUGUUUUAUAUGAUUGAAAUUACAAUUUUAUCUUGUGUGACCAUACAUGUUUUGUGGAAUUUACCUAAUUUUGUUUUUUCUAAUUUUUUUUUGUUUGUAGUAUGACCUUUCAAAUUCAGGCCGCAUAUACAUUUUGAAUUGCUUAAUAGCAUAUAAGGAAAAAUAAUGGUCAACCCACUUCCUUCUCAACUGCUUUCCAUUUUCCCAACCCUGACUUUCUGAGAUCAAUACUCAACAUAAUGGUAGCCCUUUGAGAGCAAGGAUGGUUUCAUUUUUUACUUUCUUUCCACAAUGCCUGGUUCAUAGUAUGUGACUAAUUGAUGUUUAUUGAUUUAUAUGCUUGAAUAUAAUUUCAAAAAUAAUAAUUAAAUUUAACGAUUAAAUUUAUUUUAUUAAUAAAAUUUAUUAAAUUUAAACAUUCACAAAUACUAAUAGGCAAAUAAUCAAAAUAGUUAUUUAUAAAGCUCUGUUUUUGUUUUUUAAUGGUUGUA